UUUUACUCUUAAAAUGGGGGAAAGAAGUGCAGUCACAAAAUUUCUGGUGGAUUGCCAGUCGAAAGUUUGGGAGCUAUGGCACUCUAAAAGAUCUGCUGCUCUGAUUUCAGUCUGGUCUUAUGUUGGACAAUAAUGGUGGACCGAUGGUGAGCCCUAUGGUAAAGGACAUGCAGUGCAUUGUAAGUGAGUAGUAGAAGUUUGUAUUUGUAUUUAGGUAACUACUGUAACCGUUGGAGUAGCCUACAGGUGUAAUGUCUGCUGAAUGUUAGAUAUGAGUAAAGAAUUUAAUAGAUGAAUUUUGAAUAUGUUGGAGUGUGUUUAGGAUUUUACCAGAUUUUUUUUUCCUUUAAGGAAUUACAGUAAACUAACCGUGAGGUUAUCAAAGCACCAACCGGGGUUUCAUUAGCUUUCAAACUAAUUAAGGAUUGAAGCCAGGCAGUGCCGUGAAGGUAAUAAAGCAUAUGGUGGUAUCUUUUCUUUAAUAAUGUAGAAUGAUAAACUGCAAAGUCUGGCUGGCAGGUAAUGAAAUUUCUUUUAUUUCUUUGUUAGUCAGGGUUUUCUUUUUUUCUUUUUCCUUUCAUCACACCAAACCCAUUUCAUCAAAGACAAUCAUACCUGUAUACCAAUACUGCCAGAUAGAGUAACAUUUCUAAAACAGCUCUGUAUUAAUACAACUAGCCUCCAUAAUCCAUGACGACAGUAAACUGGACAUCUCAUUAUCCAGCCAGUGCGCAUGCGCGUCUGUGAAUCAGUUCACGCGGUCGCGGCUGCUGCUCGCGUGCUGUAUUUAAAAGACAGAGCGUCCGCGUGCGCGUAAACAAACGCACGGUGCCGCUUUCAGAGCUCGUUGUGUCGAGUCGACAUGUCUUCUCUGAGAGAGUAGUGUUCCUCUGACGUGUCGGGAAAACAAAUAAAGAAAACCCGUAGAGGCGAGAAGUAAUGUUAGUUGUGUGUGUUUCCUUUGUGUUUUAUUGAGAGAUGUUAAGGGAGUUGGUGUGCGGCGCUGUGGCUCUGCUCCUGUACGUGAACACGCUCGACGCAGAUUUCUGCUACGAUGACAGUCGUGCUAUCAAAACCAAUCCAGAUCUCCUGCCUGAGACGCCUUGGACCAACGUACUGUUCAGCGACUUCUGGGGCACUCUGCUCACUCACAGCGGCAGCCAUAAAUCCUUUCGGCCACUCUGCACACUCUCUUUCCGCCUCAACUAUGCUCUGGGAGGCCUAGAGCCGCGAGGCUACCACUUAUUUAAUGUGUGCCUGCACUGCUGUGUCACAGCUCUGUUCACUGCACUUUGUGACCUCCUGUUAGCCGGAGGAUCCUGGAGUCUGCUGGCUGGACUUCUCUUCGCCUCUCACCCAGUGCAUACUGAGGCAGUAGCGGGACUGGUAGGACGUGCAGAUAUGGGUGCUGCCCUGUGCUUUCUGCUCUCCCUACUCUGCUACAGGUGCCACUGCAGGCUCCGGCCACACGCUGGAAAUUCGUGGUUCAUGAGGUGGAGAGUGCAGGCAUGGCUGGCUGGUAGCCUGAUUGCUGCAGCAGCAGCCAUGUUGUGGAAAGAGCAGGGGGUGACCGUCCUGGCCGUGUCAGCUGUCUAUGACAUCUGUGUUGUCCACCGCAUGCAACUGUAUCAUGUGCUAGCAGUCCUCCUUAAGAGGAAAAAUACAACCCUGCUGGUAAGCCUGGCUUGGCUGGCUGGUUGGGGAACAGUCCUGUUGGCAGCUCGACUGUACUGGAUGGGCUGCAAGCCGCCACAGUUCUCCAACUCAGACAACCCAGCAGCUGAUUCACCUCACCUCCUCACCAGAACACUCACCUUCCUGUACCUGCCACCUGCCAAUGCCUGGCUCCUUCUCUUUCCACACACCCUUAGCUUUGAUUGGUCUAUGGAUGCCAUACCACUAGUCACAAACAUUUCUGAUUGGAGGAACUUGUGCUCAUUGGCAUUUUACACAGGUUUUGUGCUGCUUGCUUGCUUUGGCUUAAGAAGCAGAGAUUCUGCCACUUUCCAAAUAACCAAUGGAAAAUCCCAUACCAUGAAUGGAAAAUCUCCGGCUAAUGGGCACGGCCUGCAUUUUUCUGACAUCAAUGAUAAACAUGGCAACAGCCACCACCACAAUGGCUUAACUUCAUCAGAAGUUUUUGCCAGCGCCCAGAACGGGUAUGCCAAACCCCUUCAUACUGCUACUCACACGUCACUGCCAUCCAAAGAGAACAUGGUGGUCUUCUCACUUGGUCUGCUGGCUUUGCCUUUUCUCCCUGCCACCAAUCUGUUCUUCUAUGUCGGCUUUGUGGUGGCUGAGAGGGUUCUCUACAUCCCCAGCAUGGGCUUCUGUCUACUAGUGACACUUGGGAUUAGGUCCAUGUUUGUAAAAAUGAGGCGGAGAAGCUCCAGGGCACUGCUUGUUGGCUGUGCUGCUGGACUUGUCCUGCUUUACAGCCUCAGAACAGUGUGCAGGAACCAGGACUGGCAGAGCGAAGAGAUGCUUUACAGGUCUGGCAUCACUGUUAACCCCGCCAAAGCUUGGGGUAAUCUUGGCAAUGUCUUGAAGACCCAGGGUAAAGUGGUAGAAGCAGAGGAAGCAUACAGAAGUGCCCUAUACUACCGUGGCAACAUGGCUGACAUGCUCUACAACCUCGGUCUGUUGCUGCAAGAGAGUGAACGUUUCUCUGAGGCUCUGGAUUACUAUAAACUGGCCAUCCAAAGCAGACCGACUCUGGCAUCGGCAUAUUUGAAUACUGGUAUUAUACUGGAGUCUGAGGGAAAUGUGGAGGAGGCCAAGCGCACAUUUCAGAAGUGUGCCAGCAUCCCAGAUGAGAACCUGAAGGACCCUCAUGCUCACAAAAGUGCAGUCACUAGCUGCCUGUACAAUCUUGGCAAGCUGCUCCAUGAACAGGGUCAGCAAGAGGAAGCCCUGUCCAUUUAUAAAGAGGCUGUGAAGAAGAUGCCUCAUCAGUUUGCACCACAGAGCCUUUACAACAUGAUGGGUGAGGCCUAUAUGAAACUAAAUAAGUUUGAAGAUGCAGAGCACUGGUACAGAGAGUCACUUAAGGCCAAACCAGACCACGUCCCUGCCCACCUGACAUAUGGCAAGUUGCUCUCUAUUAUGGGUCAUAAAACUGAGGCAGAGCAUUACUUCCUGAAGGCAAUAGAGCUGGAGCCCACCAAGGGGAUGUGUUAUAUGCACUAUGGUCAGUUUUUGGUGGAACAGUCUCGAUUAGGAGAAGCUGCUGUGAUGGCUGAGAAAGCUGCUGAACUGGACAACACAGAAUUCGAUGUAGUUUUCAGUGCUGCUCACAUACUCAGACAGGCAAGUCUGAACGAGGCAGCUGAAAGGUAUUAUGGGAAGGCAGCAGACCUUAGACCAGAUUAUGCUGCUGCUCUGUUGAACCUCGGGGCCAUCCUCCAUCUUAAUGGAAAGCUUGUGGAGGCCGAGGCCAACUACUUGCGCGCGCUGCAGCUCAAACCUGACGAACUGAUCACGCAAUCCAAUUUGCGCAAACUCUGGAAUGUCAUGCACAAACGAGGCCUGAAGAGCGUGGGGUCAUGAGCAUACUUUCUAUCCCAAGCUCUGUAAAGCAGAUACAUUUGACAGCGAGGAUUUGAGGCUUGCGAGCCUCUAGUGUUGAGAGGUUUAGUAAUCUGAUUCAGCACCACAGCACUGGUUUAGAGGAGAAGGAGCUUGCAUGGGCCCCUGUGGGAACACUGAAAUAAACAGGUACAUGGUCAGGGAACAUCCUUGCCUUUAUGAAUGGGCAGAACCAGUACUGGUGUGAGUCACAGGGCAUCAAAUUCACCUCCAGGAACCUACAGUGUGAUGUCUGCACUGCAAAAUCAAAUGUGUUGUGCAUUUUUUUAUUUGGGAAAUAAAUUUGCAUUACUGAAGUUUGAACUGAGUGAAGAUCACGAGCUUAAGUAAAAUGUCCUGAAGCAAUGACUAUUAUGAAGAACAUUCCACAAAAUGAAAGAGAAAUUAUUUGGAAGUGUCUUAUUGUAUAGUGUUUUAUAAAGUAAAUUUAUAAAGUUUUAUAAAGUACAUGUUAAUUUAUUACAGUGUUCUGUUUAUUUUUCACUUUUUCACAAUGUCUGUGAGUGAUUUAUCUGAGAAUCUCCUUGGAAUUCUCUUGGUUAUUUAUCCUGCUGCUUUAUCUUAUACAUUUUGUAAUUGUACAACCCUAAUUCCAAAAAAGUUGGGACGCUGUGUAAAAUGUAAAUAAAAACAGAAUGCAGUGCUUUGCAAAUCUCAUAAACCCAUAUGUUCCUCCACCUGUUUCUCUUAAGUAACACUUACUUUUCCAGCCUUUUGUUUCCCCUGUCCCAACUUUUUUGAGACAUGUUACAGCCACCAAAUUCAAAAUUAUCUUAUUUUUUUCUUAAAAUGGUACAUUUCCUCAGUUUAAACGUGAUAUGUUUUCUAUGUUCUAUUGUGAAUAACAUAUGGGUUUAUGAGACUUGCAAAUCAUUGCAUUCUGUUUUUAUUUACAUUUUACACAGCGUCCCAACUUUUUUGGAAUUGGAGUUGUAAUUUUAUUAUUGUUAUACUGGAGCUUAUAUGUUACAUGGCCAAAAGUGUGGACUAUGUGGACUCUUGCUCAUUUUGGAACAUGGCUCUGAGGAUUUGCCUAGUAUUGUUGAAUAUUUAGCUAAUAUUGUUGCCAUUUCUUUAUGGAUAUCACUUGGUGCUCAGUGGGAAUUGUCACGCUAGAACAGGAAAAGGGUUUCUGUAAACUGUUGCCAGAAACAUGGAAGCACACAAUUCUUUAAAAUGUUUAAGAUGUGAUUGUAUGCUCCAGCAUUAAGAUUUUCCUUUACUAGAAUUAAGGGUCCUGGUCAAACAGCCCCUGUUCAGUUUUUCUCCUCUACCAAACAUUACAGCUUGCUCUAUGCAUUCAGACAUCCACUUGCCUGAUCUGAUGCACUGUUAUCAGUGGGUGUGGCUGACACACCCACAGUACUGGGUUCUUCAGAUUUUUGGCCAUGUAGUAUAUAAGUAGUUCUUGGAUUACACAUUUGAACAAAAAGGCAAUAAAAGUACAUACUGAAUCCCGAGAAGUUGAUUUGUCUUUUUUUUUUUACUUGAUUAUAUGAUUGGGGCACAGUGGCUUAGUGGUUAGCACAUUGAUUACCGCCUUGAUUACCACCUCUGCCCUGUGUGCACAGAGUUUACAUGUUCUCCCCGUGCUUCGGGGGUUUCCUCUGGGUUCUCAGGAGGAAUCCGUUGUAGGCUGAUUGGCAUUUCCAAUGCAGCUGUGGGGCAGCUGUGGCUCAGGUGGUAGAGCGGGUUGUCCACUAACUGUAGGGUUGGAGGUUUGAUUCCCGGCCACAUGCCGGGAAUCGAACACGUGACUCCACAUGCCAAAGUGUCCUUGUUCAAGACAUUGAAUCUGCAAGCUGCUCCCGAUGGCAAGUUAGUGCCUUGCAUGGCAGCUCUGCUACCAGUGGUGUGUGUGUGUGUGUGAAUGGGUGAAUGAGACACGGUAUAAAGUGCUUUGGAUAAAAGCGGUAUAUAAGUGUAGACCAUUUACCAUUUCCAAAUUGUCCAUAGUGUAUGAAUGU
Molecule: messenger RNA, 5555 nt
Organism: Ictalurus furcatus (blue catfish)
Lineage: Eukaryota; Metazoa; Chordata; Actinopteri; Siluriformes; Ictaluridae
Gene: tmtc2a
Product: transmembrane O-mannosyltransferase targeting cadherins 2a
Exons: 12
Coding region: 979-3549 (856 amino acids)
Biological process (GO): protein O-linked glycosylation via mannose
Cellular component (GO): endoplasmic reticulum membrane
Molecular function (GO): protein binding; mannosyltransferase activity
Source: RefSeq, a predicted model, not a curated record